ACAAAAGAUAAUGGCUGAAAUCUCAUUUUAUAGCUAUAAUAUACUAUAUCGUACCAGAAAACAAUGAGCUCCAACGUAAGGAAACGCAGGAUACAUCCUGCUCACAUGAAGCAUAAGGAUGAUGGCUCAUCCAGUGGUGUAAAGCCUAUGUCUUUAAUCGGAAGCCCUAGGACUGAAAAUGUUCCGGAUCCUUCGCCUUUUAUGACACAAGACAACCUUGAUCGUGCACCACCCUUGCCUACGGGAAGUAUGAUUAACAGACCGCCAAAAUCAUCGCAUUCUUCACCGACAGUUUCUUCACAUGUGGAUACCCCGAACUAUCCUGGAUAUCCAGGUAACAACCAAGGGGUUAAAAUAACGCAGCAUUAUCCACAUGACGGUGUCCAAAGAUAUUCCAUAGGUGACUCUGAUGAUGAUAUUAACUCAGCAAGGAUAAAUACUGGUGCAAAUAACGUUGAUCACAAUAUAAACAUCAACCCAGAUACAUACGUACCGAGUCCCUUCCUAACUAAGCAGACACCUGCAUGGCAACCGUUACAGCAUGGAUUAAAUGAUACGCAAGAUGUCCCCUUUGGUACUAUGAAUAAGGAACCGGGUUUCCAACAGUCCAAUUUCCCUGUUAGCGAUCUUAAUUGGAAAGGUAGCUUUACACAGCAAAUAAAGCAACUUAGUGAGUAUUAUAUGCAACACGCCCAGAGCGAUGAGAGCGAGGUUGACCCGCCGCUGCUAGAGGAACUAGGAAUAGAUGUCGAUGAUAUCAUCAGGCAUAUCAAGUGCGUCGUGCUGUUUAAGAGUGUCGACAACAAGGAGUUGCAAUAUGGCGACUUCACAGGAUCACUGUUGAUACUCAUUCUAUUCGCAUUAUGUAUGAUAGUUUCAUGUAAAUUAAACCUUGGACUGGUAUACGCGGUUGAGGUACUAGGCAACACGUCUCUUUAUAUAUUGUUCAAUCUGCUUUCCCAAGACGUAUACAUUGAACUGUCCAAACUAUUCAUUAUCCUGGGCUACUCUUUGUUACCCAUAUGUUUGGCGCCACUUAUUUGGAUAUUCUCCAGGUUUGCCAAGCCGCUGAUACUGUUGCUAAUAUACCUUUGUGUUAUUUGGAGUACUUCAACGGCUACUAGGUUAUUAACCAUGGAACUUAACAUGGCAGACAGAAAGUACAUUGUUUUGCUCCCCAUCCUUAUAUACUAUAUGUUUCUAGCCCAUACCGCUAUAGCAUAAAAAACAACGUAAUAAUGUUUA
Messenger RNA from Babesia bovis T2Bo, 1245 nucleotides. RefSeq lists its product as uncharacterized. Gene Ontology annotation, biological process: vesicle fusion with Golgi apparatus; endoplasmic reticulum to Golgi vesicle-mediated transport. The transcript has 5 exons. Gene Ontology annotation, cellular component: trans-Golgi network. The coding region runs from base 64 to 1224 and encodes 386 amino acids. The record is from RefSeq and is a predicted model, not a curated record. Lineage: Eukaryota; Apicomplexa; Aconoidasida; Piroplasmida; Babesiidae.